AUGGGUAUCACACUGCUCGAAAUCGAAUCCAAGAAAUUCAAGGAGUUCGGUCAAUGGAAUACUACGCCUCCUUACGCAGCGAUAGCUUUCCUGGGACAUCUCGAUCUGGACCUGGGCUCAAGAAAUGAUACCGGUCACUCCCAAUGGAUGUCUGAAAAGCCUCAACUCUGGCAAUUGGAUGUUGCAUGCGACUUAGUUCGGGACCGAGGGCUUCGGUAUCUCUGGCCAGAUUAUUGUUGUCCUGUCAUGGAGUCCAGCAGACUUGCUUCCAGUCGGCUCGAGCACUUGGAAGCCUGUUAUGAACGCGCUUGUUGGUGCUUGGUUUUCACGCCCAAGUCUUUGUACCAACAUUUCCAUUGGCACCUAGAUCCCGAUGGUCAAAUUUCCGGCUGGCCACAACCGGCCACUCAACGUACUGCGGGUGGAGCAACAAACAAACGUCAAAACUUUGUUACCGAUGAUCACAUCCGGUGUCAAUAUGACUACAAUAUCUUCACUGCUGCUUGACUACCGACUUCAGCCUUAUAAACAGGGCAAAUUCAGCAACAUACAUUCGUGGCUCGACUCGACUUGUGUCAACCCAAUG
Messenger RNA from Colletotrichum navitas, 586 nucleotides. RefSeq lists its product as uncharacterized. The record is from RefSeq and is a predicted model, not a curated record. NCBI's taxonomy places the organism in Eukaryota, Fungi, Ascomycota, Sordariomycetes, Glomerellales, Glomerellaceae. The transcript has 2 exons. Bases 1 to 507 code for a protein of 168 amino acids.